Nothobranchius furzeri (turquoise killifish) is the source of this 6122-nucleotide messenger RNA. RefSeq names its product early growth response 3 (gene egr3). Lineage: Eukaryota; Metazoa; Chordata; Actinopteri; Cyprinodontiformes; Nothobranchiidae. Gene Ontology annotation, biological process: regulation of transcription by RNA polymerase II. Gene Ontology annotation, molecular function: RNA polymerase II cis-regulatory region sequence-specific DNA binding; DNA-binding transcription factor activity, RNA polymerase II-specific. The record is from RefSeq and is a predicted model, not a curated record.
ACAGGAGUCCCCUAUCCAGCUCCAAUAGAACAAGAAGAGAGCGGCUCUCGUUCAACCAACGCCACCAUCUCCACCUCCAUUGAUUAACAGACUUCAAAUCCCCCCACAAGCAGCCCUACGCGUCCGCUGCGAUCAGAUUAAUAACAAAAUCUCGUGAGCGCACAGGGGGAGAUAACCAGCGCUGCUCGUCCUCCGCGGGAUACUUGGAUAGCUACAGCAACAGGAUCCCAACCUGCGCCUCUCCUGUCUCCAGCACCUGUGCGCACCUCUCGUGAACACCCGGUGUUCUGCGUGGCCACCUGGAUACCUGCGCGCCGCGCUUUUGUUUUAAAUGUCGGACUGAAUCUUAUCUGCUAUGACAGGGAAACUGGCAGACAAGAUCCCUCUUACCAUGAGCAGUUUAAUAAACACGAUCCCUGACAGUCUGUACCCGGAGGAGGACAUCCCCACGUCUAUGAAUAUUUUCACCAGUACGGAAUCUAUUAACCACUAUUCGCAGAUGAAUACAGAUAACAUCAUGGACCUGGGCAUGGGGAGUGAGAAGGCAAACUCAGAGAUUCAGUAUGGAUCCAGCUUCCAGUCCAACCGCAGCGGGCAGACCGUCACGUACCUGGGGAAGUUCGCCUUCGACACCCCUCCUUCAGGUGGAAUUAGUGGCUCGGGCUGGUGCCCCGACAACAACAUCAUCAGUCUAGUGAGUGCAGGGAUCUUAGGCGUCUCUCCAUCGCCCGGCACGGUAACGACGCAGACAUCGUCCUCCGCAGCCAGCAUGGGUGGACAGACGUCAGACAUGGAGCAGGUGUAUGGUCCGCCGCUGCCUGCCUAUUCCACCUGCAGCGACCUAUACCAGGAUCAGGUGUCUUUUCACCACAGCCCUGCCACCAGCACAGCUCUAGCCUACCCUGGCAAUGACUAUCACUCCACAUCCAAAGCCCCCAUGGAUGGCAGCCUGUUUUCCAUGAUCCCUGACUACAACCUUUUUCACCAUCAGGGAGAUGUUGGCGUGAUGGAGCACAAGCCCUUCCAGACCAUGGACCCCAUCAGAGUCAACCCUCCACCCAUCACACCCCUGGAGACCAUCAGAGCAUUCAAAGACAAGCAGCAAAUCCACCCAGGUUUCAUUGGCGGGCAGCAGCACCCGCCUCAGCACCACCCCCCACCUCAGACUCUCACUCUCAAACCCAUCCGGCCUCGGAAGUACCCCAACCGUCCCAGCAAAACGCCUGUCCACGAGCGGCCGCACGCCUGUCCAGCAGAGAACUGUGACAGACGCUUCUCACGCUCAGACGAGCUCACGCGUCACCUCCGCAUCCACACAGGUCACAAACCCUUCCAGUGCCGAAUAUGCAUGCGUUCCUUCAGCCGGAGCGACCAUCUGACCACACACAUUCGCACACACACUGGAGAGAAGCCCUUCUCGUGCGAAUUCUGCGGUCGCAAGUUUGCCAGAAGCGAUGAGAGAAAGAGACAUGCAAAAGUUCACCUGAAACAGAAGGACAAGAAGCAGGCGGACAAGAGCAGCGGGGCAGCCGGGAGCCACAGCUCACCGCCCAGCUCCUGUGGAGGGCCGUCGGUGGGAACGUCAUGACCAUCGCUACGUGCACAUGGACUAAAGCCCAGAGCAUAAAGAGACUCAAGAGGAAAGGAUCAGGUCCACUCUGAGAUAUCCUCUUGCCGUUUACACACCUGCUCUUUCCAGGUCCUUCUGUUUUGAGAUGGAUGCCUUCAGUUUAAGUAAGAGGGGAAGGGCUGCUUUCCUUUUCAUGUUUUAAGCAAUUCAAAGCCUCAGCCACUGUAACACAGCGUCAACACAAAGAAGGGUGCUUUAGCACGUUCUGUCAGACCGGCCUCGGUGUGUCAGUGGGCUCUGAGGAUACACUCGUGUAAAUUUUACAGAAACGUUCCGUAAUAGGAGUGGAAACAGUCAAAACAAUAACAAAGCUCAGUGAAAGGGUGUGUUGUCUGGGAUGUAUGCAUUAAUUCUAUUAGGCUGUUUAAAAGUGCAAUUGGUUAUAUUUGUGUGCCGUCAUGACUACCUUAUUAGUGGCGCGUGACUGUCUCUUUGUUGUUUUUGUUGAGGUGUAGUGUUUUUUUUUCUAUUUGAAUGUUUUUGUUUGUUUUUUUAAAGAAUGUGCCAAAUGUUUUGUGUGUGUGUGUGUGUGUGUGUGUGUGUGUGUGUGUGUGUGGUGAUAAAGCCAACCUUGUUCUUAUAUUUGUGCCUGACAUUUGCCAAACCCAACAGUGGAAUCAGCUUAGCACAGUUGUUGAAAUAAUAAAAAGAAAAAUAAUCUAAUUUAUUCACCAAAAAAAAACCAGAUUUAGACAAACCUGCACCAUUUUAAGACUGACUGGGUCACACAGAGUUUUGUCCUGUUACGUGUACUAACAUGCCUGCAGUACCGGAUGCUUUUGCCAAUACUUAUUUAUUUUCAGUCACUAUGAAACACUGUGUGUUACUCUUUUUUACGGUGGCUUUACGUUGUGUUGCCAAAUGUAAUUUCUGUCGUGCUUUUUUAAAAAUCCCACCUAUUCUGUUCAUUUCUCAUGAGUUCUGCAAUAUGCAAUUGAAAAACAACAUUUACCAAUAACUCGUAUUGAAUUAACUGAGAACAUGGAUAUACUGCACUAUUUAAUAAAAAGAAAUAAACAUACACUGGCUUGCAAACAAGCAGUGCAGAAAAGAUGAGUUUGGAAAACAAAUGAGGUCUUUUCUUUGUGCUUCUAAGUGUGAAAAGGUUGAACUAUUUAUAAAAGAUGAGAGGUAAAUGGUAAAACUAAUAAAAAGAAAAGCAAAAUCCCUCCAAUCCCAUGUUUACAUCUUUUCUAAGACAGAGACUGGGCUGUAAACUGAGAUGUUUUUUUGUACAGUAUACAAAUGCGUAGCCUCAGUGAAAACUCCCUAUUUGUACUCCAGUGUCAAAUACACCAUAAGUCAGUAUUAGAUUGUGCAUAAAUGUGCAUUCAUUCAUGCACACUAUGUAUAUACAAAUGACUUGCAUAAACGGAGACUUUCAAUUCACUGAAUGCUUACGCAGGUUGUAUCUUAAAAUAUUUUAGUAAUAUAGUUAUAUUACAAAUUAUUUUGUUGUUUUAGGUGAAGGCAAAAAAAAAACAUUUUGGAUCAAUGCAGGAGUGCAAACAAUGGUGUUCUAUCUCCACAUUUAAGGAAAAAAAUAUUCGGCACGCUGCGAUGGACUGGCUCUCUGUCCAGGGUGUACCCCGCCUGAUUGCCCAUUGACCGCUGGAGAUAGGCACCAGACCCGACCCCCCGCGACCCUACUUGGACAAAGCGGGUUCAGACAAUGGAUGGAUGGAUUCAGCACCAUCUGCACGCUUUCAAGUGGAAACCGGUUAAAGGAAGCGCUAUGUGGUCUCUGAAUUUAAAUUUAUUUAUUUAUUUGUAAUUUUGUCCUCUCUAUAUAAAACACUAAUAUUCAAGACAUUCUCCCAAAUAACUGAAACAAAAUAUGUGCACAUUAUCUUUUCCUAAGGAUUCACUGACCUUUGCUAUCUUUUUUGAUAAAAGAAGAUAAAACUUGAUUUUUUUAUAAUUUCGUGAAACAUUUUAUUGGACUUCUCACUGGUUUCACAUGCAUUUUAUCUGUGUUGGCAAAUAUAAUUUCAAAAGCACAAUUUCAUUUUUCCUCCUCUGUGCCUGCAUGUAGGUCUGCAGUUACUAACUUUAACAGGUAUUGUAGCAGUGCAUAGCUAAAAAAAAAUUGGUAAAAAAAAAAGAAAGAAAAAAAGAAUAAGAAUCAAAUAAGAGACGACAUUAUAAAACAACACUCUGGCACUAGAUUGUUUUUGUGAGUUUUCUCUUCUUUUCUUGUUGAAGGAAACUUUUGGAUUUGUUCCAAAUUCUCACGUUUUCUCUCCAACACAAAAAUAAUUUCCAUUUGCUCUCUUUUAAACCAUUUUUCUCAUGCAUUUCUAUCACCCCAUUAGCUGAGAUCCUUAACUGCAAAAUAAAAUGUCCAUAAACAUUGUUAAAUCCUGCUGAUAUUAAAAUAAAAACACAGUACCGGUCAGCCAAUAUGGCAGUCAGGCUCAAACAGGAUGUGAGCCGACAAAGGCAAAGGCCAAAGGAAAGAUUCAGGCAAGUGGUGCCACAGAGAACACGGUGCAUGCAGAAAUGAGCUUCACAGGCCACACUGUUUGUCCUGGAACGGUUUUCACUGCUGAGCCUUCUGGCAAGGAUCCAUUCAUUUUCCAAUUAAUUUAGCCUCAGAGAGUCUUUUCUGCACUCAUCUACGUCACGAAAUGAACAGACCUCCUUGCACUUGUUUAAAAAAAGUUUAAAAGUUCAUGCAGCCUGCAACAUUUAACCUGAUACAAAUCAUUUAGUUCGCAAUGUGAAACACAAAAUCUCCUGCAUUAAUAGUUCAACUUAAAAUUUAUUUUUGUUCCAACACAAAACAUUACAGUAAAAUGCUCUUGAAGCAACAUUUUUAUUUUGGAGUUGGGUGUUACAUUAACUUUCUAAUUCAUAAUCUGUAAUAAUUAAUUUAUCUUUGCACAUUUGAUAGCAACGAUCCAGCUCAUAAGCAGCAGCUGCUGUGAAUCAGCAGAAGACUAGAAAACCAAAAAUGUGUAGUUAUUGUUUGAAAGGUUUGAUUCGUCACAAAAGAUUUUGGGUCACCAAAAGACAAAAUAGUUUAAAAGAUUGGGUCACACUUUACAAUAAUGAUACCUUUAUUAACAUUAUUUGGUGCUUUAUUAAGGAUUAAUAAACUGUUAAAUAAAGUAAUAGCAACUGUUUAACCAUGUUAAGUAAUGCAUUACUAAGCAGACACCCCCUUGGCCCUUUGUCCUAACAUUAAGGACACUUAAUAGUUAAUAAUAAUAGUAACGUUGAUAAAGGGAUCCUUUGUUUGUUAAUGCUUAAUAAUGCACUAACGUUAAUAAAAUAAACCUUACUGUAAAGUGUUGUGAUACAUUUUCUUUGUAUUGCAGAAUGAUGCAAAGUGAGGCAGACGCCACAAUGUCCACAUGAGAUCCCCAUUCUGUGUGAUAUUUUUGUACAUUUUGUAAAAAAAACUUUUUACAAUCCGCCUCCAUUCAUUCCUCCAUUAGGCUCUUAAAAUACAACAUGGGCUUCCUGGUGAUCUUACUGUAUUGUGUGGAUGCCCUAGAGAGACACAAACCACCAAUUUAAACAAAAAUAAAAGCUCAGCUUAAACAUUUAUCCAGUAAUAGCUUCUGCGCUUUAUGCUCGGUUGGACAAAAGUAGGCGGCUGACGGUUCUGAAGUUGGGAUGUGCCCAUCCACGUUCUCGUCCCUGUGUUGGAACUGUGCCAACAUCAGCAUGCCAUCUUUGCCCCAAACUGGGUUGCAGGGUUGGCUGAUCAAAAACAAUACAUGAGCUGAACUCCACAGGAGCAACAAAUCAUAAAUGUGACCUCUGUCUGCUUGUAGCUGAAAGCAGCUCAUGUUUGUGUGUGACUGUUUCAGUAUUUUUUUUUAUUGGCCUCUGGAAAGGCUGUGGGCUUCACUUAUGACAAUGAUGAAUAAUUCUAAUUAAAUAUCUUGAAAACUAAACUAAAAAACAUUUUUGUGACUUCAAUAUCAUGUAGAUAAUCUAGGCUACUCAUGUCUUAUACAAACAAGAAAGUGGCUUCAGGGGAUUGGCGGGCUUCAACACUGGUGUUGAGAUGGAGUCGAUACUGUUUUCUGUUGUGUCGUGUUUCCUUUCACAAACAGAAUACCCUCAUUUUUGCAUGUGCACGGACAUGUUUCAAAGUGCUACCCACAGAUGCAGUGGGUGGUGCUCGUUUCUUUAUUAUGCAUGAAAAAAAAGUCACACUGAGUGAAACGGGAGAAACUUAAUACGCAAGACCGACAAUUGGAAACACACCAUGGCUGUUCUGUUGGCUUUUUCAUUUCUUUUCUUUUCGUUGAAAAAAACAAGGAGUUUUGUUAAAAGUGUUGUGGAUGUCUUUUGCCUAUUUCUUGUUUUUAAUUACCUUAUAAUAAGGUCCUUUUAUGACGAGCUGAAUAUUUAAACGAAUUUGACUAUAUCCUUGUGAUGGGGAGAUGUGUUCCUCUGUUUACCUUCAGUUAGUUGUAAUGCAACUGUUUGGUUAUUUCAAUGUAAGUACUUGAAUAAAGAAAAAUAUAACUUA